AUGAGCUACAAAUAUUCGAAAUUGAACGAGGAUGAGUUUGCAGAAACUCCUAGCUCACAUGCACAACUUUUAGAGCGGCAAGAGGUAUAGUUUUUCAAAAAAAAAACCAUUUGAUCAACGAAAAACGAUUUCAGCAAAUUAUUCGAGAUCAAGACGAUGAGCUUGAGAUGGUUGGAAACUCGGUGAGAACGUUGAGAGGGAUGAGUUCGAGAAUUGGAGAAGAGCUGGAUCAUCAAGCAAUGUGAGUUUUAUGAAAAUUAUCUCGAUCUAGUUCUGUUGUGUUUAGAAUGUUAGAUGAACUUGGACAAGAUAUGGAUCGGGUGGAUUCGAAGCUGGAUGCGGUGAUGAAGAAAAUGGCAAAAUUGACGCAUUUGGAGGAUGGUGAGUUUAGAAAUGUUUUUUUUAUUGGGAACAUUCCCGAAAUAGAUUUUUUUAAAAGAAUUUUGAACAUUCCAUGUACAUACAUAUAAUCUUAUUCCACAUUUUCCGGUUCCAGUUUGAUUUUCUUUGUUGGAUAUUGCGAAAUCCAAAAUAUUUUCAACAUGCUCAUAGAAAUGCGCCAGCUGUCGGUCGGCUUGCGCAUUUCAUGUAGGCAACUUAAUUUUUAUGAGAAAAUGUGCAAAGAAUAAUCGAAAAAAAAGGAACACGUACAAGUUUUUGUAUUUUCAGCGUGUCAUUUUCAUUGGGAAAUAAAAAAAAUAGGAAAUAAUUCUAUUUCAAAAAAAUAAUACAUAGUUUAGAUUUUCAAAUCCGAAUUCAAUUAUUUUAAGAUAAAAAAUAUUUUCCACAAAAAUUUCAAGCCCCCCCCCCCCAUCCACAAGCCUAAAAUCAAUAUUUUCCAGACUCAAGUCAAUGCAAAAUGAUCAUCGUGCUCAGUGCUCUUUUAUUUUUCCUAGUCUUUGUCCUUAUUGUUCUCUAA
Caenorhabditis angaria is the source of this 919-nucleotide messenger RNA. The record is from the annotation of a GenBank genome assembly. NCBI's taxonomy places the organism in Eukaryota, Metazoa, Nematoda, Chromadorea, Rhabditida, Rhabditidae.